Molecule: messenger RNA, 1821 nt
Organism: Drosophila willistoni
Lineage: Eukaryota; Metazoa; Arthropoda; Insecta; Diptera; Drosophilidae
Gene: RabGGTa
Product: geranylgeranyl transferase type-2 subunit alpha
Exons: 1
Coding region: 109-1659 (516 amino acids)
Biological process (GO): protein geranylgeranylation
Cellular component (GO): Rab-protein geranylgeranyltransferase complex; cytoplasm
Molecular function (GO): Rab geranylgeranyltransferase activity
Source: RefSeq, a predicted model, not a curated record
AAUGUAAUCAGCUGUUUACUGAUUCACUCAUCAGUCCACUAAUUUUAUAUCAGAAAAACGAAAAGAAACGCGUCUAUAUUCUCCUAUUUAAUUCCAAAAGCAACCAAGAUGCACGGCCGAGUAAAAGUGCGCACUACAGAGGAGGAACGGGAGCGCAAGAAAAAGGAGCAGGCCCUAAAGAUGAAAGCAUACCGGGCAGCUAUGACCAAGAUUCAAAAGAAACGGGCAGGGGGCGAACUGGAUGACGAAAUGCUGGGAUUGACAACGCAAAUUCUACUAAGAAAUCCAGAUGUCUCCACUUUGUGGAACAUACGACGUGAAUGUGUCCUCGAGAAGAUAAGAAAAAUUACAGAAGAGGAGGAAAAGCAACAAGAAAACAGUGUAAAGCCGGAGGAUGAACCAAAAAAAGAUGAGGCGGAGGAAGAACCCAAAGAGGUGGUAGACUCACCACAAAAGCUGCCAGUGGAGGAUCAACUACAGUCCAUUUUGAACCAUGAAUUGCAGUUAACUGAGCAAUGUCUAAUGGUUAAUCCCAAGUCCUAUAAUGCUUGGCAUCAUCGCUGCUGGUCCUUGGAGCAAAACCCCUUGGCAGAUUGGCAACGUGAGUUGCAGCUUUGCAAUAAGUAUCUUAAAUACGAUGAGCGCAAUUUCCAUACCUGGGACUAUCGCCGUUAUGUAACCGGCAAGGCGCAGGUUCCCAACAAACAGGAAUUGGACUUUUGCACCGAGAAGAUCAAGGUGAACUUCAGCAAUUACUCGUCAUGGCAUCAUAGAAGUUUGCUGCUACCGCAACUUUAUCCCAAUGAGCAGCAAGAUCGGCCCAUGAGCGAGGAGAAGCUACGUGAGGAACUGGAAAUGGUCCUAACGGCUGCCUUUACCGAUCCCAAUGACAGUAGCGCCUGGUUCUAUCAACGUUGGUUGCUGGGCCAAGGUUUUCAUGGUGAUAAAGAUGCAUUUACAGUGGUUGCCUUUCGUCUAGAUCCACAUGGCAAGGCUGUGAUAGGUCUUGACAAACCAUUUCCAGCAUUCAAUGCUAAAGUGCAAUUAGUCGGAAAAGAUUCCUCGGUAGAUAUCUCCAGCUGGCUGCCUGUUAAUAGGGACAAAAGCAUUUGGAAGUCUACAGAAACCAUAACCAUCGAAGCCCAAGAAUCGUAUGAAUUGAAAUUGCCCAAUCAGCAAAUUAAGCUCAGUGCUUUACCCCUUAAUAGAGGUUACUUUUACUUUAAGCCGCCUAAUAGUUUAUCUUCGUCAUGCAGUCAAGAUCUGAAGGCAGAACUUGAGACUCAAUUGCAAUCCUGUCUUGAUCUACUGGACUACGAACCCGACAGUAAAUGGACUCUACUCACCAGUUCCUUGUUAAUGCGUGCAAUAGACCCAUCAUCUCAUCAUGCAAAGAGUCUAGAACAUUUGCAGAAAUUGCAAAAAGUCGAUCCAUUGCGAAAGGGCUACUAUAAAGAUUUGGCUGCACGCUGGACUCUAGAGUACGAGCUUAACAAAUGGCCGCAAUCUGAAAAGUUUCCAUUGCAAUUUGAAUUGGACAAACAGUCGGAAGCAUUAACUUCUCUGCCUUAUGGACAAUAUUUGAUUAUAGCCGAUGAAUUGGGAUUGCCUGAAAAACUUAGGAACUUAGCCCAAACUUUUAACGAACUGAAACUAUGAAUUUUGGGUAAAUUUAUAAUUAUUGAAACAUUCUAAAUAGAUUAAAUAUUCCUAUUUAUAGCCACACUUAUGGUUUUGUAAAUAUACACAUAUAUUGGAUAACAGUGCUUAGAUAUUUUAUAUUAACCAAUAAAACUAUUGUACAAGGAAAAAAUGUAAAAA